AUGUCUAUCCUUGAAAUAAUUUUCAUUUUUGUCUUUUUACUCAUUCCAAAAAGUGCUAAUUCAUGCUCCGUUUCUAUUACUAAAAAUAUUUUAGAAUCGAGUAAGGGUAGUAGCAAUGUCCAACUCGUAAUCACAAACAAGGGAAAUGCAUCAAUUUGCUCUGUGAAGUUCUUUUUGUCGUUGCCUAGUGGGUCAUCCACAAAAAGCAACAGAAACAUGCGCAGUGUUGGCAACAACCACUACAGAACCCCUGCAAAUGUUCGCAUCGAACCUGGGGCUUCUUACAAAGAGGCGGGACUUGUCAUUAGAGGAAAUGGAAUGCCAAAAAUUUGUGUUCUCAAAACUAGAAGGUGUGACCAUAAAAAAGGGAAUACUACCAUUGUGAAAUCAACAACACCCUCAUCUCGUAAUAAUUCAACUAUAAAAUCCACGAAAAAUAAAAAUAAUCAAGUCACCACCGCCGCUAUAAAAUCAAGCAAAAUUCCAUCUGGCACAACUAAAUUACCCCCAUCAAACAAAAAUUCAACUAUAAAAUCCACAAAACAAACCAAUAAUCAAGUCACCACCCCCAUCACUCCAAAAUCCACUAUAGUUCCAUCAGAAACAACCACAACACAAUCCACAUCGGGAGACUCCCUUGUUGUACCCCAAGUUAUCACAACUAAAGACACUUGUCUUUCGCUGUCUAAUGCUUCAGGAAUAAUUGACUCGGAAUUGAAUUCGCCUAUAGAGGAUGGAAUAUUUACUUUUUAUGGUGCUGGGGGUCGUGGAGCUUGUGGGAUCGAUUCGGAUCAGCCAAAAAUGUCAGCAGCCGCCUCCGGUUCUCUAUUCGACAGUAGUGCCCAAUGGAUCCCUUCUUGUCUAAGUGACCAACGUGUUUUGCUUAAUGACAAAAUUUGCAUAAAUAAAUGUGUCAAAAUUUCUUAUAACAGCAAAACGUUAACCGUUCCAAUAACUAAUAAAUGCCCAGAAUGCCCAAAAAACCAUGUGGAUUUAUCUCAAGAAGCUUUUCUUUGGUUAGAGCCUAAAGGUGGAGUUGUUGGGAUUGCUAGAAAUGCCGUUAUAACGUAUAUAACGUGUCCAGGCCAGGAAUGA
Molecule: messenger RNA, 1095 nt
Organism: Meloidogyne enterolobii
Lineage: Eukaryota; Metazoa; Nematoda; Chromadorea; Rhabditida; Meloidogynidae
Source: the annotation of a GenBank genome assembly